AUGUCUGCUUCACGAGCUUUCGUUCCCGCCUCCCAGAGCUCAGCCUUCUGGUUACCCUGGGAGCAGUGGGAAUCCGUCGCAGUCAAUAUCUCGCGCGUGCCGAGAGAGGCAGAUACCAAAGCCCUGUGGAAUGCCUUUUCCAGGGAAGGUGAGAUCCGUUCCAUCGACAUUUUCGAUGACCGGCAUGGAGCCCGUAGCUUGAAGGGCCGGAUUCGGUUCAAGCGGCCUCCGACAACGGUCUUCUGGCGAAGUGGCGUCUACCAGAUCCCGCUGCCAGGUAGGCGUGUCGUAUAUAUUGGAGUGGCACUUGACCGAAGUUGCCCAAGUCCCUUCCUAAAGAGCCCGAGUCGCGAGAAUGUCUUCUAUCCUCGAGAGAGUCAAGAGCUACCUUGCAAGAGGUGUGAUAUUGGGGUCCUGGUAGACGGAUCCACCACCUGCGCCAUGCGGACUUUCUCAGAUGAGGCAAAGCCCAGGAUGGUCGUGGAUGUCCGAGCAAAGGCACUGUUCGCACAUUUCAAUGUGGUUCUUCACCACUCCCGACCAGUUGCUGCCGGUGUACCCGAAAUGAGUGCUUCCACCUACAGGCUAAAGAUCCCCUUCCUUCAGCUAGCACGCGUGUGGGAGGCUUACGAAGAAGACUCUCACGAGGUGUCUCUUGUCAUAAUCCUGGACUCUCCCCCUCUCUAUCACCGACAGUCCACAGACAUCCUUACUACCUUCAGUACCCAAACCACCUGGCGGGACAGUGAUGCAUGGCUGCGUCAGACUUCUAUCGCGCACAGCUUGGGCCACCAGGUCAAAGCCCCCACUAGCCUACGUAGGGUAGGUCAGAUCAUUGAUCUUGGUAGAUGGAAUGUUUUCAAGUUUACAUUUUCCACUGAUCACCUCCUUGAGACUGAAUUCAAGCUCGUCCAGGAGAUGUUGAAAGACCACAAUGUUUUCAUCGAGGGUGGAAAGCAUUUCAAGAGCAGUCCUGAGCGCCCGGAUCCUGUGUGGCGAUGGAUUGAUAUCCCCGACUCGAAAACACGUUUCUCUUCGACGCUGGAGGAGAUCGCAGAUCAGGACUAUGUGCACCUGCCCUUUGCCGUCCGCUACCAGCUGGAAGUUUGCAUUUCACAUGGACACCUCUCCGAGUUUACAAUGUCUCGUCAAUUUGUCGUGCAUCUGAUGGACCUUGGGGUUGCUUCAGCCGUAAAACUUCUGGAGCACGUCGCUACGGAGAGAAAGCAGUAUCUUGAUCCCAUGAAGAUCUUCAACAUAAAAUAUGGUAAUGGGGUCUCGGGCUCGAUCAUCCCAGCCUACUGCUGUUUCAUGCGUUCUGCGCGGGUUACUCCAACCACUAUUCACUAUAACACCCCGACCCUCGACGCCUCGAAUCGGGUUACUCGUCACUACCAGGAGUACCUUGAUCGCUUCCUCCGUGUUCGAUUUACAGAUGAAAAGUCUCAGGGUCGGAUCUAUUCGACCAGUUACCGCUCAAAUGAUGAAAUAUUCACUCGGGUCAAGAGAACCUUGGCCAACGGGAUCACCAUCGGCGAUCGUCACUACGAGUUUUUAGCAUUCGGCAACUCUCAAUUCCGCGAGCACGGUGCAUACUUCUUUGCCCCAACAAGUAACCUCACGGCUGCUCAUAUCCGAGCCUGGAUGGGUCAAUUCAAUCACAUCCGAAAUGUCGCUCGAUACGCAGCACGCUUGGGUCAGUGUUUCUCAACCACGCGAGCGCUCGCCGGCUGUCGAGUGAAUGUCAAGAGGAUCCCGGACAUUCUUCGCAAUGGCCAUUGCUUCUCUGAUGGGGUGGGAAAAAUCUCCAAAUUCACAACCAGAAUCAUCUCAAACGAGAUGGGCGUCGCAGAUCCUUACGGCAGGCCUCCAUCCGCUUACCAGUUUCGACUGGGUGGGUGCAAAGGCAUGCUGACUUAUUCAUCGGAUCCUACAGUAAACGAUGUGCACAUUCGUCCGAGCCAGUUCAAGUUUGAGGCUGGACACAAUCGUCUCGAAAUUAUUCGGUGGUCACAGUUUUCCGCCGCAACUCUGAACCGCCAGCUGAUUCUGGUUCUUUCAGCUCAGGGUGUGAAGAACCAAGUCUUCCACGACAGACUCAACGUCAUGUUAGAGAGCAUCAACUAUGCAAUGAACAACGACAAUCAGGCUAUUGAGUUGCUCCAGAAGUUCGUUGAUCCCAACCAAAUAACCCUAUCACUGUCACAGAUGGUGUCUGCUGGAUUCCGAAGCACGAAGGAGCCCUUUGUCAGUUCCCUUCUCGGUCUGUGGAAAUCCUGGCAUAAGAAACAUCUCAAGGAGAAGGCCAAAAUCUUAAUCGAACACGGGGCAUCUCUGCUUGGCGUUCUUGAUGAGACUGGAACUUUGAAGGGCUACUUUGACCGCCAGGUGACAAGACAAAGGGUGACGGAAAAAGAGAAACUGGCGGCCCUUCCGCAAAUCUUUGUCCAAAUUAGCAGUAUGGAGAAGGGCGUCUCGGCGAGGGUCAUCCAGGGUGUUUGCAUUGUGGCCCGGAACCCAUCGCUGCAUCCAGGCGACAUUCGUGUGGUGCAUGCUGUCGAUUGCCAUGAACUAAGGCACCUCGUCGAUGUGGUCGUAUUCCCCCAAACGGGUGACCGAGACAUCACUAGCAUGUGCUCUGGAGGGGAUCUGGACGGGGAUGACUACCUCGUUAUCUGGGACAAGGACCUUAUUCCAAGAGACUGGUUCACACGGCCCUGGAAAUAUGCCACCAGAAAGGCCCCGGACCUUGAUCGCGAUGUGACAGUCGACGAUAUCACUUCGUUCUAUGUCACGUACAUGAAGAAUGAUAGCUUACCCCGAAUUGCCCAUGCCCACAUGGCACAUGCAGAUCGUCUUGCCAAUGGGGUCCGUGAGCCCAAGUGCAUUCGUCUCGCUCAGUUACACUCAGAUGCUGUGGACUACAACAAGACAGGGUCUCCUGCUAUCAUGGGGCGCGAUCUCGAGCCACAUAUCUGGCCGCAUUUCAUGGAUAAGAGGCACAAACGAACCUAUCAAUCAAAGAAAAUUCUGGGUCAACUGUACGAUGCUGUAAAGAUGGAGGAUUUCUCGCCCAGCCUGAGUAACCCUUUCGACUCUCGGAUUCUUCAAUGCGACCUGGUGGGAAACAGCAAGAAAUACGACCAUUUCGCGAGCGAAUUGAAGGUAGAAUAUGAUGCAUCAAUGCGACGAAUCAUGGCCAAGUAUGGUAUCCAGACCGAGUUUGAGAUCUGGUCAGCCUUCGUUCUUAAACACAGCGGUAUGUGCCGGGACUACAAAUUACACGAAGAACUAGGCACAGUGGCGAGUAGUCUUCGAUUAGGUUUCCGAGAGCAGUGCUAUAAGGAGGUCGGCAAGCGGGACUUUGGGCAAAUUGCGCCCCUGGUCGUUUCCAUGUACCGCAUCACUCAUCAAGAGGUACAGGAUACGAUGGCUGCACGGCGAGGUGAAAACAGGUAUGAUGAUGACGAUGACGACGGCCUAUUACCCGAUGAACGCGAGACCGAAAUCAUCAAAAUGCCUCUCAUCAGCUUCCCCUGGGUUUUCGAUGGUAUCCUGUGUAAAAUUGCCAGGAGUGCGGCUGGUGAGCUGCGCCCUGCGCAGAUGGAGGCGAAGGCUUUAGAUGCCAAAAACAACAUAGCUAAAACCUUCUCGCAUGCGGAGGUCAUGAAGAUCAUGGGCCAAAUCGAAGAUUCUGAAUUCAUUGCCAAGUUCGAGGGAGAUCAAGACGAGGCCAAAUUACCUGCGAAGUUAGACCGGAAACUUGGCAUGAAUGAACCACAGUAUUUUGGUGACGAGGACCUUUAUGAGAACAAUCUCUGUGAAGACAGGCUCUAUGAGGUGGCGGGUGGGGAUCUCUCUCUGGCACCCAAUGAAGUCCAAGAUGUCGUGAAGGCCGAGCGGCUUGUCAACCCUUCGGCAGUUGACGAGUCGUCUGAGGGAAGUGGGUGGGUGGUCGAGGAUGCUCAGGAUGGUGUCGAGGUUGUCGAUGAGGAUGACGAAGCCGUGGAUAUCGUUGAGCUUGAGGGAGAUGUGAAGCCGUCUGCGAUGGAUGAGUUGAUCGCACUGCUAGGGGACGGCGACGAUGAAGAGAACGGUGAUUGGCGAAUGGGGCAGGUGGUUUGA
This is a messenger RNA of Penicillium canariense, 4125 nucleotides long. RefSeq lists its product as uncharacterized. Gene Ontology annotation, biological process: siRNA processing. The transcript has 4 exons. Gene Ontology annotation, molecular function: RNA-directed RNA polymerase activity. Gene Ontology annotation, cellular component: nuclear RNA-directed RNA polymerase complex. NCBI's taxonomy places the organism in Eukaryota, Fungi, Ascomycota, Eurotiomycetes, Eurotiales, Aspergillaceae. Bases 1 to 4125 code for a protein of 1374 amino acids. The record is from RefSeq and is a predicted model, not a curated record.